AUUCCCAACCUCUUUCGAUUUCUUCUUGAUGCCGUUCAGAUGUUGCUUAUUAUUUUAUCACGUCUGUCCCUCUCUAGAGAGAGGCUGCGGACAAUAGGCGACAAACAACACAUCAGACUGGAGUCGAUCUUCCAGAUCUCUCACCAUGCCAAUCACAUCCUACCCAGCCGAGACCAACAGUGGCACCGUCACAUCUUACCUCCCACUCACUACAGCCUGGCCUUCCUCGUCCGGUUGCGCAAGCAUCUACCGCCUCAAUGGGCCCAGUCUCGUCGCCUGGGAUCCGGGGUACGGGCUGGAUGUGAACUCUGACGUUGUUUGCGAUGCCCCAGAGGUAACCACAUGGUGGGAGCAAGGGCUUCUAGAGAAUGGAGGCACACUGCCCACGCGGGUCAGUCUCGGCCCCUUCACCUGUCCUGAAGCGUUCUCAACAAUGAAAUCAUCCGUCAAAGAUGCUUCCAGCACGUUAGUAAUGUGCUGUCCCUCAAAAUAUUACAUCGGCGAUGGGAACACUGCCUUGAUUGACGGGAAUUGUGAGUCGGACGUCUCGUCCGGUAUGGUCUUGACGUACGCUUCGACACCGUCCGGCGAAGCCACCUCAUGGAGAACCGCGACGACCACAUUAACGCGGAGCUGGACUGUCGGUGCGAUUGCUGUGGUCGGAUGGAACAUUCGCUAUGAUGCCGUAACUCCUACAGCCACUGCCACCACCACGAUAGCUUUGAUGACCACUACACCGGAGCUUCCUUCGAGUAUCACUUCCUCUGGAACACUAUCAAUAGCCAGUAACAGCGCGUCGACGUCCACGGCAGGCUCACCCACGGACACCCGCACCCUCUCCACGGGCAUCAAGGUCGGAAUAGGGAUCGGAGCAGGAUUGGGUGUAUUCGGAUUAAUCGCUCUUCUGGCUUCUUUUUAUGUCUUCCGUGGUCGCAAAAGGCAGCAAGCGAUUACCAAAGCUGCUUCGGUGUUGUAUCACGAACAGAGACAGGGUUCGAGGGGAGACUGGCGGCGGACUCAGUGGCCUGUUGAGCUUGACGGAACCAGGGGAGCAGCUGGCGAAGGAUAUAGGUAUCCCGCUGAGCUCGAUGGGUCAAGACAACUGCAUCUUAAAGGAGACAUGUCGCCGGUGGAGUUGAUGGGGUGAUGGUUUCCCAGCUGUGGAGGCAUUCAUGAUUCGCUGAUCGAGUCAACUCUCGCUGUAACUAUUCGGUCAUUAUCUUGCGUGAACGCGUGAAUACGUUGAACAAGUCCCCUAUUUGACCUCAGAAGGUCUUUAUAAGUUGGUACUCGGUUUGGUUCAAUGUUUCGAUUUGCUCC
Aspergillus uvarum CBS 121591 is the source of this 1320-nucleotide messenger RNA. RefSeq lists its product as uncharacterized. The coding region runs from base 146 to 1147 and encodes 333 amino acids. NCBI's taxonomy places the organism in Eukaryota, Fungi, Ascomycota, Eurotiomycetes, Eurotiales, Aspergillaceae. The record is from RefSeq and is a predicted model, not a curated record. The transcript is spliced from 2 exons.